This is a messenger RNA of Cygnus atratus (black swan), 3252 nucleotides long. It is a transcript of the gene SYNPO2L, whose product is annotated as synaptopodin 2 like. Gene Ontology annotation, molecular function: actin binding. Gene Ontology annotation, biological process: positive regulation of actin filament bundle assembly. Lineage: Eukaryota; Metazoa; Chordata; Aves; Anseriformes; Anatidae. The record is from RefSeq and is a predicted model, not a curated record. Gene Ontology annotation, cellular component: nucleus; Z disc; actin cytoskeleton. The transcript is spliced from 4 exons. Bases 1 to 3252 code for a protein of 1083 amino acids.
AUGGGAGCUGAGGAAGAAAUGCUCAUCACGCUGUCUGGAGGUGCCCCUUGGGGCUUCCGGCUGCAAGGGGGCUCUGAGCAGAAAAAACCCCUUCAAGUGUCCAAGAUCCGAAAGAGAAGCAAAGCAUGCCGUGGAGGCCUGUGGGAAAAUGAUGUGCUAGUAUCUAUCAAUGGAAAGUCGUGUGCUGGCCUCUCCCAUGCUACUGCCAUGCAGAUCAUUGACUCCUCCAACGGCAUGCUCAACAUCCGGGUGAAAAGAAUAGUUGGUGGGGACCAGACUGGCCCGCGGCUGCAGCGCUCCCCUUCCCCGGGGCAGCGAGUGCUCUCCCCGCCAUCCCCACUCAGCCCCCCGGCGCAGCUGCUGAGCUCCAGGCCGGCAGGAGCCCCGGCCACCACGCAGCCUCCGCAGCCCCGGAAGGCACAGAGGCACCUGGAGAGCCUCACCUCCCCGCCUGACAGCGAGGCCUACUACGGUGAGACUGACAGCGAUGCCGACAACGUGGCCCAGGAGAAGCACCGCCGGGCCCGCAAGAAGAGCCCGCGCUCCCCACCUGGCAGCACCAACAGCAAGGUGGACGUGACCCAGGACGAGGUGUCCCUGUCCGAACAGAGUGGCUAUGAGAGCACGCCAGAGGCCACUGCGCAGGGGGGAGCCGAGGUGGCCAGCUCCAGUGGGGUGGCCAAGAGGGAGAUUGCCUGCCCGCCCAGCAGCCGCACGGACACGCCGUUCUCAGAGAGCGAAGGAGCGCUGUGGCCACCCUCAGCAGAGGGGCGGGAGCCUUCCCCGGAGGCGAUGCUCCUACCCCACGCCACCAAGGCUAUCCGAGCGGAGCGCCACCUCAUCCCCAUGGUGGGGCCCGUGGAGCACCCAGUUGAUGAAGACCUGACCACCACAUACGCAGAGAAAGCCAAGCAGGCCAAGCUCCACCGCCACGAGAGCAUCCAAGAGAAGAAUGUGAAAGAAGCCAAAACCAAGUGCAGAACCAUUGCAUCCCUGCUGACAGACGCACCGAACCCCCACUCCAAGGGGGUGCUGAUGUUCAAGAAGCGUAGGCAGAGGGCCAAGAAGUACACAUUGGUAAGCUUUGGGAGUGUCGACGAAGACCGCUCUUACGAGGAGGAAGACGGAGUUUUUCCAACCAGUGAAUCUGAAUUUGACGAGGAAGGUUUCUCUGAUGCCCGAGGCUUAACGAAUAACUCAGACUGGGACAACACUUACCUGGACAUUGAAAAGUCCAAGUCAGACUCUGAGCAGAAAGAAGAGAAGCAAAAAGGUUUGAGUGAGGCCUCAGGUAAAGGAGCCCGCUUAUUUGAGCAGCAGAGGGAACGUGCUGGAAAGUACACAGUAGAGAAAGUCCCUGCAGAGAAGAGCCCCCAGCUUGCCCCAGCUGUGCAGCCGCAGCCAGGCAUGCUGAAUGGAGAGAUGCUUGUGCCACAAAAGACAAGCAGUGUGCCCCUCAGCAUCCACCUGGAAGGUGUGCAAGUGCCCAGCAAGCAGCCAGCCACUCUGCCCGCUCCGCUCCUGGCUCCCUCCAGCCCCACUGUCUUCCAGCCACCCCCCGGCACCCCUGACCCCUUCUCUGCAAGCACGGCCAGUAUGUUCAACAGAUCUGCACGGCCUUUCACUCCUGGCUUUUCUGGCCAAUGCCCAGUGACAUCCUCUGUCAUCUUCAGGCCAUCUGUACCCAAAAAAAACACUGAAAUCCUGGGUGGGCAAAGCACGGUGGUUCCCCCUUUCUCACCUCAGGCUCCAGGAUCACCUGCCAGUGCCCCAGUGCCAGCACACCACGGUCCAGUGAGCUCCUCCACAUCUCUGUAUAUUCCUGCACCAGGAAGGCCAACGCCACUGCUAGAAUCACAGCCAAGAGCAGGAGGAAGUGCUCCAGAGGCUAAGCCUUCCACCAACACUGCCCGGACAUCCACUGCCUCUAUAUUUCUGUCAGCUCCCUCAAAGCCAGGAGGGGAGGUGGCCUCUGCAGCAUCCCAGCCACAAGCCCCUGGAACAGCCUCUUCAUCUUUGUAUAUCAGCCCAGCACCAUCGCAGCACCCCAGCUCCCCACUGCCAGUGCAGCCUUCUCCUGCCACCUCACCAGCAACGCCACGGCCUCCUUCCGAGCCCUUAAUCUCCAGGGAGCAGAGGAUUGCUGUGCCGGCUCCCCGCACAGGCAUCCUGCAGGAGGCUCGCCGGCGGGGCAACAAGAAGCCCAUGUUCAGUAAGAUUGAGGAGAAGAAGAAGAAUUCACCCAACCCCGAGCUCCUGUCUCUGGUGCAGAACCUGGAUGAGAAGCCAAAAGGUGACCACCCUGGGGCAGGCUUUGAGUCUGGGCCUGAAGAGGACUUCCUCAGCCUGGGUGCCGAGGCCUGCAACUUCAUGCAGUUCUCUGGCCGCAAGUUCAAAACCCCACCUCCAGUGGCUCCGAAGCCUCAGCAGCAAGAUGCUGGACUGGUAAAUGGGGCCCAGGACAUGCCUCAGCUUAAAGGGAAGGGGGCAGAGCUCUUUGCCAAACGCCAGAGCCGCAUGGACAAAUUUGUGGUGGAGACGACGCCAAAGCCGGAGUCCAAGCCCAGGACCCCUUCUCCUUCCCCUUCUCUACCUUCGUCCUGGAAAUAUUCACCCAACAUCCGGGCUCCCCCUCCAAUAGCUUACAACCCAAUGCAUUCCCCUUUCUAUCCUCUGGCAGCCAGCAAGUCUCAGGCUAGCAAAGCAGAGAGCAAAGUGAAAAAGGCACCUGGCCAGAAAUCAGGGCUCAAGGUCAUCAAUUUCAUGUGCCAUCAGCCCUAUCAAUUAAAGUCAGCCAUGUUCUGUUUUGGAGAUCCCCCAAGCCCUAGCACGCAGGAGUCUCCUGCUCAGCCAGCCCAGCAGGCCGGCUCAUCCUUCACCGUGGCCAAGCAGGUCCCAGUGAAAACAGCCAAGACCCAGGAGGUUCGUCGCUUCUCCACCCCGGCUCCCGCGCCAGCCUCAGGCAGCAUGGCACCCACUGUGCUUGUGCCCCGCUCAGCCACCAUGUUGGAUGAACCAGUGUGGAGAACAGAAAUGGCCUCUUCUGCCCCUGCUACCCCAGCGCCCUUCCAGGUGGAGCUCAGCCAGUCCCCUAAGCCAUACCAGAGCUCCCCUGAGCUUGGUCAGGCGAGCCUGCGGCCCUCCCCAAACCCUGUCUCAGCCUCUCGGUUUCAGGUGGCCAGGCCCAAAUUCUCAGCAGCUAGAACGGGGAUGCAGGCCAACGUGUGGAGGCCGAGCUUUGGCCACCACUGA